GAUCGUGGUAGUUUGUAAAUGCAGCGUAGGAAAAGUACACGCUCCUCACAGUUCCGGCUGAACAGAACGGCCCCUGGCAGUCAAAUGAGCUGACGCCGCCGGAGGAAGCGGGGAGGACUGUGCGUUUCUUUAGCCUCGAGCAAACAGAACCAUCAAGGUUUCCACAGCAAGACUGAACUGAAGUGUAGUACUGGAUCAACCGGACAAUCACUCGUAGAGAAUAAUGGCUAGUGAGGGUGGACUGUCCCAUCGAAGCAGAAGAAUGAUGCCAGUGGUCUCCCCAUCUCUUGAGAGAGAUGCUGGUGUGAGAGGUUUUGAAUCUGAUGGGCAUGUCCGGUUGACCAGCAACGGAUGUAUGGAUCUAGAACACAUUAUCACCAAAAAAAGGCAGAUGCAGAUGAAAACCGAGAGUUUAAGGGGGGACCUGAUGAAGCGAUUUGAUGCUCAAGUCAAAGAGUUUGUUGAAGCUAUGAUCGAAGAAUCCAUCAGUUUUGAGCCUACACCUCCUGUGUUUGCGUCUUCAGUUUCGGAGAAAGACAAGAUGAGGCAACUGAGACCAUCCCCGGAACAAGGAAAACUUUUUAUAAGUCGACGCUCUCUUCUUGAUGAGCUGUUUGAGGUGAACCAUAUUCGUACCAUCUACCACAUGUUCAUUGCUCUUCUUAUCCUUUUCAUCAUCAGCACUCUUGUUGUGGACUUUAUAGAUGAAGGAAGGCUUGUUCUAGAUUUCAGUCUUCUUGUUUAUGCCUUUGGCAAUUUUCCUUUGGUUGUUUCAACUUGGCUAUGCAUGUUCCUGUCAACAUUCACCAUUCCCUACGCAUUGCUCCACCAGUGGGCACGUCAGUAUCGUUCAGCACGGUUCAAAAGGCUGAGUUGUUUGUGGGCUGGCACUCUCUUUUUGAUUUUUCAAACCGUAGUCCUUGGGUUUUUGCCAACCUAUGUUGUCCUCAGGAAUAACUUGCCACCAGCUUCCAGGUUUAUCAUCAUUCUGGAACAGGUACGCCUCAUAAUGAAAGCCCAUUCUUUCAUCAGAGAAAAUGUCCCCAAAGUGCUGUCUUCUGGGAAGGAGAAGUCCAACUUGACUGUGAUGCCUCAGAUAUCUCAAUACUUAUAUUUCCUCUUUGCACCAACUCUCAUUUACCGAGACAACUAUCCCAGAAAUCCAGUGAUCAGAUGGGGUUAUGUUGGUACAAAAUUUUUACAGGUUUUGGGCUGCCUGUUCUAUGUGUACUAUGUAUUUAUGCGGUUAUGCAUUCCUCAGUUCAGAAACAUAAGUCUUCAGCCUUUUAACCUAAAGGUGACGGUGCUCUGUGUGUUUAAUUCUAUUCUCCCAGGUGUUCUGAUUUUGUUUCUGGCGUUUUUCGCAUUCCUUCACUGCUGGUUAAAUGCAUUUGCAGAGAUGCUGCGAUUUGCAGACAGAAUGUUUUAUAAGGACUGGUGGAAUUCAACCUCAUUUGCCAACUACUAUCGGACCUGGAAUGUUGUUGUCCAUGACUGGCUAUAUUACUAUGCUUACCGAGAUUUUCUUUGGAUAUUUGGAAAACGAUUCCGUGCAGCUGCCAUGCUCUCUGUCUUCACCGUGUCCGCUGUUGUUCAUGAAUAUGCCCUCGCCAUUUGCUUUGGAUUUUUUUAUCCAGUCCUAUUCUGCCUGUUCAUGUGUUUUGGAAUGCUCUUUAACUUUAUUCUUCAUGACCGGAGAAAAGGUCCCAUUUGGAAUGUGAUCAUGUGGACAUCCUUGUUUCUGGGUCAGGGUGUCUUGCUGUGUUUGUACUCUCAGGAAUGGUAUGCCCAUCAUUAUUGUCCACUUCAGAAUCCCUCCUAUCUGGACCUCCUUACACCCCGUUCGUGGACAUGUCACAAUCAGGCUGUCCAAGUAAAGGCUGAUUAAGCAUCGACUAGCUUUUUGUUUUGAAUGAGGGUAACAUUUUUUUGCACUCAGAAUUUUGUCAUGGAUAACGACACAACAGUUUGCACCUUGUGGGCCAAAGGUGAUAAAGGUGUUUUGAUAAUCUAGGUAAUUUGUCGUCUGUUUUUGGAUGAGGGGAACGAUCUACAAUUUCCUGCAAUAGUGUUGUAUUCCAGUUUGCCAUUUUCUUGAACAGACCUUCUCAGUAACUGUACCAAUGCUGUAGCAUUUUCAGUAAUCAGAAGCCCUGUUUAUAGAUUUUCUUGUUUUAUUAUACUCAAAUCAAUAACUCUGUAUCUGUUAAUUAAUAAUGUAAGGAUUAGGCAUGGCCCCAGAACACAGAAUAUGGAGUUACUGCAGAAUAACGGGAUUUGGCCAAAAAAAAAAUCACAGUUUCCUAAAUUCUCUAUAUCUAUCAAUUUAUUCUCUGUAACAAGCAAAAAUGAAUUAUACUGCAUAGUACUGUUAUUUCAGUUUAAUAUCUUUAUAUCAAAAAAGAUUUUUUGUUUUCCUCUAAGGGCAUUUUUGAUAGAAAGAGUAACAAAGAUUUUACAUAUUUAUUAUUUUUAGAAGCAGCUUCAUGGUUGGACAAAUAAGUCUCUAGACCAUUAUAAUGAUGUGAAUGCAAAAGAACAUUAGUAAUAUGUACCCUUAUAUAUAUUUUGUUGGUAUUGUUGCGGGGCACAAGCGGUUACACCUGAGCCAGAUAAACUACUGUACUUCUGCACAGAUUGUGCACUGACGUGUAGCUAUGGGAUAUUCUUCAUACUAUAUACACAAAGUAUAUAAUCAAUUUGAUCAGUAAGAAAACCUCCUCAGACCGUGUAAUGUUUGUUUGUUUUUUUUCUGCUGGAGAUGGUAUGCAGUUGGGCCAUCUAAAAUUCACUAAUGUUUACAGUUCCUCUUUGUUUUGAGGUAUUGGGAUCUCUUACUGUCAAAUCCAAUGGCCUACUGAUUGAUCUUGUCACUUGAUCUGAGCUCCUGCUGUGCACAAUGUUACAAUGGUGGAUGUGUCUGUAAAAUUUGCCUUGCUUGUCAUAGGUUAUACACCAAGAAUGUAUGAACUGUUGUCUAUACUACUGUAUCAGUGUUAUAAGUGAUUGUUGGUACCAUGAAAGAAGUCAUUCCAGUUUUGCACAGUGAUUACCCACAUUGCCUCUCUCACAAUUUGAUAGUAAAAUGUUUUUGCAGAGUUAGUGAUCAGCCUUGUACCUUUCGCUGGUUGCAGUUAACCAUUGAACAGAACUGUAGAGUUGUGUUGUGGAAUUACAAGUUUAACACAGAAGACCAAACACUGGCCUUCACUUUGGACAUUUAGGUUGGGCGGUGGACGUUAGUUAAUCAUGCUUUAAACUGAUGUGCAUGGAGCUGGCUUCCAUACAUUUUAGAUUAUCUAUGGAAUAUUUAUCAUAUAAACUAAUGCUUUUCAUCAAAAAUAAAUGAAGUGUCAGAAAUGUAAUGUAUAAGAUGAAACUAUUGCUGUAGCCUGUAUUUUUUUAGGUUGGAUAGAGAUGGAAAUACAAUAUGACAUUGACAUUCUUUAAUUUACUACAACAGCUGCUUCAAAAAUUACUCCACUUUUAAUGCAAAGGUAAUUAUGGACAAAAAUAGUAAAUAAAGUAAAGUAAUAUAAAGUAAAGGAGUGCAUUACAAAAAGUUUAAUGUGAACAUUCCCUCUCAUCACAAAAAUAUAGGGAAAAAAAUGUGCUUUCGACACUGAAUUAGAUAUAAGCUGGAAGAUGUAUGUCCAGAAGUCAAGGAAAGAAUAAUUAUGUAAUUAAACAGAAGCCCGCAUGUUUCAUUUUCCAUUGCAAAUUUCUUGGACUGUUUUUCGUAUCAAGUAUUCGUAAUUAUUUACAAACCGAAGCAUGAAUUGUGUAACGUUUAAAGAGGACAUGUCUAAUUACGCUAGUGAGUAGAGAAUUGCUUAAGCCUGGUUACACUUUUAUACUGUUCAAGUCUGUUUCAAUAUGACAUUGUUACAAACUUGAAAUAUCAUUUAGCUCUCGCUGUAUUUUUUCAGUGUAACUUCCUAAUUGAGAAUUGGAAGAAGGUCAAGAUUAUUUUUGAGGAAAAUAACACAUAUGACUACUAAGUAUAUUGAAUGUACUUUCUAUUAAGAUGUUACGGAUAACUGUCAAUUUGUCCAAAGCAAUAAUUUCCAUGAUGUCUUUUUAUCAGCAAAGCAAAGUUACCAGGAACUAUAAAUACAAAUAUAAUUAUAAAUAUAAAAAAGCUACUGGAUUUGCAUGUUACUACUAAAAUAUUGUAUGUCAGAAGUUUAAGGGUUACUGUGCCACAUUUGGAGAAGUGCAUAUGAAAAACAAAUAAUCGUACACAAGCGUAGCACUGCUAGUACCGAACUCACAAAUGAACGAGAAUGAUGUCAUUUAUACUGCGCUCCUUGUGUGCUUUUCAGGGCAUAGUGUCACUCACCAUAUGCUUGAUGUGACCUUUAAAGAUGCAACUCCUUGCAUAUUGUGUUGUAUCAUAAAUAAAAGGUAGACCGCCAUCUUCAGUAGUUUGUUACUGAGGACAUCGCACAUGCAAUUUAAUAAGAUGACGUACAUGAACACGUGAAGUGAGUAAUCUUGAUGGUUUAUGUCUGUGAUGUUGAUGUCUUUUCGUGAGCUCCACAGACAAGUGGCUGCUGCAGUUAUUAAACAAUGCUGCAGUUAAAUUUAAUGAUGGAUUUCUCGUUCAUCUUCUCAAAUUGUUUGUCAAAAUACACAAAACAAGAUGAAGUAUUAGUUCAGUUUCUGAAGUAUUUAUCGAGUAAUAUUUUAGAGAGAUUUGUCAAGCAGGCAAAUUCUAAUUCUAUUUAGUGGUUUUAUUUUGCUAUGUACUUGCGUUCCAUUCUAAAAUGGCUUUAUAUUUGAAAGUGAACAAACUUUGAUUUGCAUUCUAUAGUCUGUUCUACUGUGCAGGUGUGAGGAUGUCUAGUUUAUGUUUUCCUAAAAUGCUCAAGUACAUUUAUUUAGAAAUCUUUAUUUUCCUGCAAUUUCUAACCAGUUGUGGCCUUAGGUAACAAGAAAUUGUGAAAAUAAAUUCAGCACAGAUUUUGCGCAGAAGCCAGUUUCUGCGAGAGGGAUUUUGCUUUAUUUGCAAUAGAAAUUGUUGUUUUCCUUUAAUUGGGUUAUAUAAAUUACUACUGAUCGCAUGUAUGUACUCACACACACAAAAAAAAAUAUAUACGUGCGUACGUACGUACGUACAUACAUACUGUAAAUAGAUAACCAUUAAAGAUGUGUGUUAUGAAUAACUCUCCAUGAUGAAUGAAACUGACAAACAUUCUAAUCUUUUUGGGACCAAAGGUGUGUACUUGAAGGCUUUAAUGUAGUUAACAAGUUCUAAACAUUUUGUGUGCUGUGUCUUAGCUCAGGUGCUCAAAAGAAAUAACUCUUAUCUCAGGGCCGUCUGGACACUUUGCUUGUCAUAAAAGCAUACAUAAGUUGUUUGCCUUUUUUUAGACUGAAAUAGGAAUUAUUUGUUUUAUUUUAACUUGAAGGUUGUUAACAUUGAUACACACUAUAAAGAGACGCUUGGUUUCUGCAAAUUCAGAAUCCUUUAUCUCUGUUUUCCUUUUCAUGCCUGCCCACUACCAUGUAGUGUGCUGCUAAUGCAUUGCACAAUAAGAGGCUGACAUUUUGUUUCAGCUGCAGUAUCGAUAUCACAAUUUCACCACUGGAACUAAGCGAUAGGCAGUGCUGCUAUGGUAUAAGUUUGAUGCCAAAAUUGGAAAAUAAUAGAAAGCCUUACUGCACUAAAACAGCUUACGUUGCUCAGAACAAGGGUGAGUCCUGCUGAAUUUUUGUGUUUCAUGGUUUGGUAUCCAUAAUGUACAGACUGCUAUGUCAUUUCAGUUAUAGGAGCUAACUGAUUCUAUAAAAUUAAAAGGUUAGUCUUAUUUGUAGUACUAUGUAGGACUGCUGUAAUAAUUUAACUAACAAACCUGUAUACUGACUUGAAUGCAGUGUGUAAUAGUAUUAUCUUUAUUGUUGUAUUGGCUGUGUAAUUUUUUUUUAUAGUAACCAUCAUGCAAAACCUGGCCAAAAAUUUUCUUGCCAAAUUAUUUUCCCAGUAAAAUGUUUCAAAUCAAGUGCAUUAGUAGAAAGACCGGCCUUUCUGUUUUGCCCUAUGAUGAGUGUCACAUAGAAUUUUUCCAUCAUCUCACAGUUCACGGCUCAAUUUCACUCUAUUUAAUCACUCAUCAAAAGGCAGUCAGGUUUAAUUUUUCAGUCAACUUUUAUAUAUGAAGGAAGUUCCCAUCCUGCAGGAGAUGCUCAAUACUGAUUGAGGCGUUUUGUUUGAAGUGAAUCAACUGUUCCAUUCUGAACAUCCUCAUUUACGAAAUAUAUUCUGUUCAACUGACAUUUCUAUACAUGACUUGUACAAAUCAGCCACGUUACAGGUUUAUCCGUCCAUUUAUUUCCUAAGAUGUUUUAACUCGUCCAUUGUCAUGAGCGAGCUGGAGGGCAUCCUAACAGUAUUUAUAUGUAAAGAACAAAGCAGGAAUGGGUGGAAUGCCAGGUCAUGAAGCAGCCUUAGAGUAAGUUUAUGUAGCUCAGAUACAACACAUUGCAAUGCAUUUCAUGGUUCAACUCCUUUCAUUUCUACCAUCACUAAUGGUACGUUCACAUAUCCCUCACUUUUAUGGUGUCACUGUCUUUCAUCUCGUGUUACAUUAUAUUUAAGCUUGUAGUUCACAUACAUAAUAUAAUUAAUAUUCUCCAAAAUAUUAUGAACAAGUGCAUGAAAAUAUAACAAACAUGGAAGAAGUUUACAAGCUUGUCAUAUUUCCAUAAUAAAUACAACCAAUAAAGAUCCAUCCAGGUUUUGUUGGGGUCACAUUCUUGCUGCUCUUCUUCCAUUGUGUUAAAAUCGGCAUAUGACUUAUAAUUAACUAAACCGAAGAAUCGUGUUAAAGUGGAUCUUUCUCUGCUUUUUUUUUCCUACUUUGAGGAAUAAAUUAGUCAUUUCCAUUUCCAUCACCGUUAACACAAAAGCUUUGUCAUAAGUGGGAAAAUAAAAAUCUGGCAAUAAAAUAACGAAUCAGGUUCUCUGUAUAUUAACUAAUGAAAAGUAAAUAUUUGAAAAGUGUAUUUCUUAAUUGAUCUGUAGAUCAUCUGACACUUGCUUUUUUUUUAGUUUGCAAUUUAAUUUUUAAUUUUUUUUAUUUUUUAAAUCGGUCCGUUUGACAUUUAAAAAUUAUGUGAAUGUACAUGUAUGUUGGGUGAAAACGCUUCUCUUUCACAGCACCUUUAGUCUUCAUAGUGCCUCUCUUUCUUGGUUUCGGUGCCUAUAAUUAAUGCUGCCAGAAAGCGGGGAGGACUCACUGUUCAUGAUGUUUAAUUCAGGAGUAUUGUCUUGCCUGAACCUGCAGGCCAUUAAUAUAUCAAUUUGUACAAUUUGCAUACCUUUUUAAAAUGACUUUUUAAAAUUCAUUUUCUUUCUCUGUUCAUUUUUUGUGAUUAGUAAUGUUAACUGCAUUGUUAAUUGAUUCAAAAUCUUGUAUCUCUUUGGAAAAAGUGCUAAUUAAACUUUGAACAAUUGGAA
Molecule: messenger RNA, 7462 nt
Organism: Polypterus senegalus (gray bichir)
Lineage: Eukaryota; Metazoa; Chordata; Cladistia; Polypteriformes; Polypteridae
Gene: soat1
Product: sterol O-acyltransferase 1
Exons: 16
Coding region: 224-1888 (554 amino acids)
Biological process (GO): cholesterol efflux; cholesterol metabolic process
Cellular component (GO): endoplasmic reticulum membrane
Molecular function (GO): fatty-acyl-CoA binding; cholesterol binding; cholesterol O-acyltransferase activity
Source: RefSeq, a predicted model, not a curated record